AUGAGGAAAGUUAUCAUUGUGGAUAGAACACAUCUUAAGCAUGUUAAUGGUGGAGUUCUGCUUGUUGCGACGGCUCAAGAUCUUGACCGUCACCACUACCCUAUCACAUUUGGUGUAGUUGAUGGUGAGAAAGACAAAAGUUGGACGUGGUUUAUGAAUAAGUUGAGGUCAGUGAUAUCAGAUGAAGGCGAAUUGGUGUUUCUUUCGGAUAGAAAUGGAAGCUUGAUCAAGUCAAUACGUGAGAUGUUCCCAAUGGCUGCACAUGGAGACGCUUGCACAAGCAAGUUUACAGAGUGUGCACAUGCUUAUACAGUGGCUGAGUUUGAUGAUCUCUAUGAUGCCUUUUCCAGAAGGUAUCCUUCUGUUGCGGCGUAUCUGGAGAAAACUGUUGAAGUGAGAAAAUGGAAAAUGAAUGAAUGGUUUAACAAACAUAGGAAGAAGGCAGCUGAAAUACCAGUCACAAAGAAGCUUGUGCCAACAAUGGAAAAGGAGUUGUCAAAAAGAUGUUUGGAAGCGAGGUGUUUAGAUGUUGUUGAGAUAAACAACUUCCACCUUGAGUACAAUGUCUAUGGUAGUGACGGAAAGAUUUAUACGGUUGAUUUGGCAAUAGAAAUGUGCACCUGCAGGUGUUUUGAUAUAGACAAAACCCCAUUUGUUCAUGCUGCUGCUGCUGCCAAGUUCUUGAGCGUAGGAAGAGAUCUUCAUCUACAAGAGUUAAGAGUUUUGUUCGAAAUACUAUUUGGUGGAGUUGUGGGCAUUGGCAUACUGUAG
Brassica rapa (field mustard) is the source of this 771-nucleotide messenger RNA. RefSeq lists its product as uncharacterized. Lineage: Eukaryota; Viridiplantae; Streptophyta; Magnoliopsida; Brassicales; Brassicaceae. Gene Ontology annotation, molecular function: zinc ion binding. The record is from RefSeq and is a predicted model, not a curated record.